Molecule: messenger RNA, 531 nt
Organism: Cantharellus anzutake
Lineage: Eukaryota; Fungi; Basidiomycota; Agaricomycetes; Cantharellales; Hydnaceae
Exons: 2
Coding region: 1-531 (176 amino acids)
Source: RefSeq, a predicted model, not a curated record
AUGGCUGUCAUAUCCCAGAUCUUCCACCUCCCUCCGCCCUACCCCCAGACGACUCCUAUAACCUCCACCAGCCCUCCCAAUCUCUCUCUGCUGCCUCUGGUCGAUGCCAACGAUCCUAGGACUACCUCCUCCUUCGACUCUCUUCCACCCUUCCUCCCAUCUACAUCCACAUCACCUCUGGACCUCCUACCUCUGGACCUCCCCUACCACACCUCCGACACCUCCGGUCGUGUACCUCUGGUACCUCCCCACUCCUACCUUACCUCUGGCUCCCAGAACUCCGAAACUGACUCCGGAGCCCCACUUCCCUUCCAUCACCUUCUCCUUGCCGACUCCCAAGAGGUUAUCCCACCUCCAGCUCCGACACCACCUUUGGUCCGACUCUGGAACAUUCCGGGUCCAACCUCAACCUCGACACCUUCCAGACGAGCACGCAACACCUAUGCUCCCGACUCCGGACCUCCACUCCGGAAUCCCGUUCAUGUCUCCAUCUCCGGAACCUCUGGUCUUAGCUCCGACCUCGGACUUUGA